AUGGAAAAAGGUGUAAAUUUCCUGUUUGGUAAAAAAGAUCAAUCAUCUAAUGAAAGAAACACGAUGAGUACAGUAGUAGCAUGUCAAAAAGUCACUGAAUCCACAUCAAGCAUGCUGAUAUCACUUGCCAAUCAACCGUCAUUAGCAUAUUUUCAUAUUCAAGAGCAUAUAAGAAAGUCAACACCGGAGAUUUUACGACAUCAGUCAAAAGUUGAACACUUGAACUCACAAAUCCGUGGAUGUUGUUACGAUCUUGACUAUGCUCUUGAUGUGGUUCAAGGUAUGACAAAGGCUACAAAACAUUUUAAUCGAAUUAAUGAACUAUUAAAAUCAAGUUUAUUUACAAAACUACAAUUGGAUUAUGCCAAAAUGAAUGCUCCAGCUAUUGAAAUGGGUAUCGAUAUUGCCUCAUCAUGGGAUCUAAAUGAUGAACACAUGCUAAGUUUGACGAAUAAAGAUUCCCAGCAUCGGAAACCAUUGUUAGUUAAUCAAGGUGUGAGCUUUGAAAGUUGUUCACAUCCAUCUAAUAAUGAAGGCGGUACAUUGAGUCAGUUAUCUAACACAGUCUCGACAGCUGCUGUACAAGUACGUGAACAGGCUGUCAAUUUGACUAAAAGAGCUAUGUGGACACGUAGUGCUGAUAUCUCUUCUACUAUCAAUAUUCUAUCAUCAAAUACUAAUACUACUACUAUUAAUAAUAAUAAUAAUAGUGAGAUGGUAGUAGCUGCGCCGAAAUCAGCCAACAAUUCAAUUGAAGAUAAAUCAGCCUAAAUGUGUUGGGAUGUGCUAAUUUAUCGAGUUAGUCAUCUGCUAUUGUUGUUGUUGUAAUCAAGUGUGCAAUAAGUGUACAUAUAUAUGUAUGCGAGACUUUCAAAAUAAAUUUAUUAUUAUGAUUAUUA
Trichobilharzia szidati is the source of this 899-nucleotide messenger RNA. NCBI's taxonomy places the organism in Eukaryota, Metazoa, Platyhelminthes, Trematoda, Strigeidida, Schistosomatidae. The record is from the annotation of a GenBank genome assembly.